Molecule: messenger RNA, 1461 nt
Organism: Saprolegnia diclina VS20
Lineage: Eukaryota; Oomycota; Saprolegniomycetes; Saprolegniales; Saprolegniaceae
Exons: 2
Coding region: 1-1461 (486 amino acids)
Biological process (GO): proteolysis
Molecular function (GO): cysteine-type peptidase activity
Source: RefSeq, a predicted model, not a curated record
AUGCAACGCAUUACGAUCGCCAGCGCCGCCCUUGCCGCCGUGGCCGCGGCCAGCGACAUCUUUGCCCAAGAAAACCUCGACGUGAUCAAGGAGCUCGAGCAGUGGAAGAAGAGCCAAGCCGGCAAGAAGGCCAUCGAGUCGGGGUUUGUGCCCAAGCCCGAGUCGAACGGCCGCCAGGAAGCCAGCACGUCAGUCGAGGCUCUCGAGCUCGAGCGCUUCAAGUCCACGAAGAAGGUCGUGGAGCAGCUCAACAAGGACUACCCGGAUGCCGAGUUCUCGGUCGAUAACCCGUUCGCGCUCAUGACCGAAGACGAGUUUGCGCAGUACGUCAUGGGCUCGUUCGGCCAGGACCAGCGCAAGCUGCGCACCGUGGACCACGUGGCCCGCGAGCUCACGCCGGCGCAGCGCGAAGCGAGCGACGUCGACUGGUCGAGCCACAAGUGCAACGAGCCGAUCAAGAACCAGGGCGAGUGCGGGUCGUGCUGGACCUUCUCGUCCAUCGGUGUGGCGUCCUCUCGUUCCGGCAACUCGGAAAUGCUGCGGUACCUCAUGGGCCCCCGGUCCUUUGCGAGCUUGCUCGUCGUGCUCGACAGAGCCAGUCGCUGCUCGGCCGCGUUUGUGUCGUUGCUUUGGAGCCACUGGAGUCGCUCGACAGAGUAUGAGCGCGCAUUUGUCGACAACCCACCGUCUGUCUCACCGGCCCUUCAAGCCCUUGUGACGGCUCAUUUUGUGAGCGCUGCACCCACCCUUGCGCAGUCGAAAGGCGAGGUGCGCGAUGUGGCGCCCCGUCGAAGCAUCUUGGGACAUCAAAGCACCCUGGGACGCCGCCAGAAGCUGCCGCGACUUGGCCCGACGGCGAACGCUCUCCUGGUGCUCGCCACGAUGGCGCCCGAUGCGAUUUCUGCGUUUACAACCGCUUGGCUCUCGGCGCUGCCGGCCGAUUUCGAUACCUCGCUGGAGCUGCUCUAUCCCAUUGUCACGUGGAUAGACAAGAAACUCCGAUGUUGCCGUGGCAGUACAGUCGAGCAUCUGACGACAGAGUGCUUGGCGAGGCUCCGGGCCACCCGUGCCCCGGCCACACUCGAGCCUGCGCACGAGAUGGCCGACAUCGCCAUCGAUCCAGCGCACUGCGCCGAAUGCCACGGGGUCGCCGCCUUUCUUCGUGACGGCAAGAGAGCGCAUCUCGAUCUCCAGCUGUCAUCGUGGAGACUCUGUUCCAAUGUCCGUGAGUGCGUAUCCGCCAACCCCGACCGGCUCACGAUGCCGAAGCGCAGUGCACUGAACACCGAGGGCAUACUCAAGCUUCCGCCGCUAGCCGGGGUCUCGCUGGCAGACUACACGAGCACCCAGAAUGACCUCGCGCACAUUGACCACAGCAUUGCGACGCUCGAGUCGAUGCUUGCCGAUGCCACCCGACCCGCAGCGAAGCGCCCGCGGUAUGCUUUCAACUUUUUCGCCUAA